UCCAAACCUUUCAUUCCUAGGGUAUUGACUAAGGUGACUAUGACAUCUCUCCACUCAAUAAAUGAUAACACACUCAAUAGAUGUUUUCUUUCUUUACUGUAACCUUGUGAGUUGAGAAGCCAGUGAACACAUAAAAGACACUGGAAAUCAAUGGCUACAAGGGCAUGGAAUUAUUGCUGGGUCAUCUUAGGAUUGGCUUUGAUGAAUAUGAUGGGUUGUUCAGCAGAGCAACAUGUGGUGGGAGAUGACAGAGAAUGGGAUCUUCUCUCAGAUUUCAAAGGAUGGGCUUCUCGCAAGAUCUUCCGAGUAGGAGAUAACCUCUGGUUUGCUUAUGCCUCCUCGCAACAAAGUGUAAUAGAGCUGAAGGGCCGAGAAGAGUUUGAGAAUUGUGAUGUGAGCAACCCAAUUAAGUUAUUUAAUGGAGGACUAGAUGCAGUCCCACUCAUUGAAAUGGGUGACAGGUAUUUUACCAGCGGAAAUGCAGAAGCCUGUAAACGUGGGAUGAAAGUGCACAUUAAUGUUGUAUCUGAUGGACGCCACAAUGCCCAAUCUGACAUUUUCGAUGUAGUUUCAGAUGGGCUUGACAAAGUACACAAAGAUUGGGGUUUAGGUUUAUUAUCAGAUGGAUUAGAGAAGGGUAAGGACAACCUUGUGUUGAAAUCAGAUGGAAUGGAUCAUUCUAUUGCUUCUUCUGAUGGUGAAGAUUCGAGGAAGAAGAAGGCGGCAAUAAUGGAGGCCAUUGCUGAAGGACCAACAUCAGGAACCCUUGGAUUAUCUCGAUCAAUUAUAAUAAAUCUCUCCUUUUGUGUUACUGUUAUCACCAUGCUCUACGCCAUGGUUUAGAUUCAACUCUCUGUUAAGGACAUAUAUAUAUAUAUAUAUAGUGAUUAGAAUGUUCAACUGAAAUGUCAGGAACAGUAAAAAUUUGCAUGAACAUUACAACUUAUACGUGUGUAAUUGAAUUGACACUAAGGUGUACUAAAUUAGCUAUUGAUUAGACAGCCAUUUCUGGUUUACGUAA
Messenger RNA from Cryptomeria japonica (Japanese cedar), 1021 nucleotides. Its product is annotated as blue copper protein 1b. Bases 151 to 843 code for a protein of 230 amino acids. The transcript has 2 exons. Gene Ontology annotation, cellular component: plasma membrane. NCBI's taxonomy places the organism in Eukaryota, Viridiplantae, Streptophyta, Pinopsida, Cupressales, Cupressaceae. The record is from RefSeq and is a predicted model, not a curated record. Gene Ontology annotation, molecular function: electron transfer activity.